AUGUCCUUCGAUCCGGCAGACGUUCCUGCGACCGCUCCUUCGCAAAAGCGCCCCCUCGAGGAGCCUUCGUCACCCAACGGACCUACCGAUCAACCCGACGCCAAGAGACCUGCUCUUGACAAGGUCAAGGACGAAGAGCCCGACCAGGAGGCCGCUCCUGCAUCGCCCUCUGCAACUGAUGUCAAGCCCGAACCCGAGACUACCUCUCCCGCUGCUGUCGCCGCAGAUGCAGGAUCGAACGAGGCUCCUGCCGACUCCCACGGAGAUACAGUCGUGCUUGACGCUCCUCCUGCUGGAAUGCCUUCAGCCACUCAAGUCCUCGAGACACAACCCGUCCAAUCUACUGCCGCCAACGGCGCAUCCGCUGGUGCUCAAGAUCAAUACUCAGCACAACAGCAAGAUGAGAGUAACUGGCUGCACAUCAGAGCCAUCAUCUCGAGCGCUGAGGCUGCCACAGUCAUUGGAAAGGGCGGAGAGAAUGUCACCCAAAUCCGCCGCAUGAGCGGUGCCAAAUGCACUGUCAGCGACUACUCACGCGGCGCUGUCGAGCGUGUAUUGACAGUCAGUGGUCUGGUCGAUGCUGUCGCAAAGGCCUUUGGCCUCAUCAUCCGCACGUUGAACAACGAGCCGCUCGAGGCACCCUCGACUCCUCAGUCAAAGACUUACCCUCUGCGCCUACUGAUCCCGCAUAUCUUGAUCGGCUCGAUCAUUGGCAAAGGAGGUGUCAGAAUUCGCGAGAUCCAGGAGGCUUCUGGUGCUCGCUUGAACGCUUCUGAUUCUUGCCUACCAUUGUCGACCGAACGCUCGCUCGUUGUUCUUGGUGUUGCAGAUGCCGUCCACAUUGCUACCUACUACGUCGGUAGCACUCUUGUUGAACAAUUGACUGAGCGUUUCGGAGGCCCUGCUGCUUCUGCCUAUGCUACUCGUAGUGGUGCUCCUGCUGGUGUCGUUCCUGGAGGUAUGCAGGUCGUUCCCUAUGUUCCUCAGCCUGCUGGUGGACAAUGGGGCCCUCCAGACCACUUCCGCCGUCAACCUCCUACCCAGCGCGGCCCUCCCCCUGCUGGCUAUGGUAUGCAGCAGCAACAUCCUUACGGCGGCGCUCCCACUCCUGUGCAUCCUCAAGCACCUGUUCAUUACCCUGCUGCAUCGCCCAGACAGCCAUAUGUUGGCGCAGGUCCUCACGCUCCAGCUCCUCAUGCCGCUGCCUACCCUGCUCAGCCCACCGCUGCAGCAGCAACUGCCGCACACGCAGGACCUCCUCAACAGCCAAUGCAAGGCAUGGUGCCUGGCCAGCCUCUGACUCAGCAGAUCUUCAUCCCCAACGACAUGGUCGGCGCUAUCAUCGGAAAGGGCGGUGCAAAGAUCAACGAGAUACGCCAGCUCAGUGGAAGUGUCAUCAAGAUCAACGAGCCCCAGGAUAACAGCAACGAGCGUCUUGUCACCAUUACCGGAACUCAAGAAUGUAACCAGAUGGCACUCUUCAUGCUCUACUCUCGUCUUGGUCAGUAA
Aureobasidium melanogenum CBS 110374 is the source of this 1509-nucleotide messenger RNA. RefSeq names its product KH domain RNA binding protein. Lineage: Eukaryota; Fungi; Ascomycota; Dothideomycetes; Dothideales; Saccotheciaceae. Bases 1 to 1509 code for a protein of 502 amino acids. The transcript has 3 exons. The record is from RefSeq and is a predicted model, not a curated record. Gene Ontology annotation, cellular component: cytoplasm; nucleus. Gene Ontology annotation, biological process: regulation of gene expression. Gene Ontology annotation, molecular function: mRNA binding.